Molecule: messenger RNA, 1447 nt
Organism: Oryzias melastigma (Indian medaka)
Lineage: Eukaryota; Metazoa; Chordata; Actinopteri; Beloniformes; Adrianichthyidae
Gene: bloc1s4
Product: biogenesis of lysosomal organelles complex-1, subunit 4, cappuccino
Exons: 5
Coding region: 70-783 (237 amino acids)
Cellular component (GO): BLOC-1 complex
Source: RefSeq, a predicted model, not a curated record
CAGAGCUUCCCACGUGACCAGUCAUUUGACAGGGCAAAACAAAGCAAUAGAUUACAAGAAAAGGCAGACAUGGAGCAUCAGCGGGUCGACAGGGUGGGCCUCCUGUCUCCUCUGGAGGAGUCCAGCGCGGAGAUCAGCAGAGACAGCGGCGUCGUCUCCCAAAGCGCCAGCAGUCUGUCGGUGCUGAGCGACAUUCUGAGCAGCGGCACCGUGUCGCAAAGCCCCAGCUUCGGAGCCGCAGCAGCCGUCCCGCCGAGCUCCAGCCCCGGGACGAGUGGAGGGGACGAGCCCGAGGAGGACGACGGAGUCCUGAGACAAGCAGCUCUCGAUUACUCCUCCUAUCUCAGAGCGACAGCUGGAGAGGAGAUCCUGUGCUUGGAGAAGAGCUUGGAAGAAAUGCUCACAAGAGUGGACGAGUUUGUUGGGAUGCUGGACAUGAUCCGUAAUGAUACCUCCCAGAUAGUGAAUGAAAAUCUACCUCAAAUCCAACAGAAGUCUGACGAGAUGAGACAAAUUUACAGAAGAAUCGACAAAUUAGAGGCCUUCGUGAAGAUGGUGGGAUCCAAUGUCAGCGCAAUGGAGGAGCAGGUGGUGCAGGCCGAGGGAGAACUAGGAACGUUACCCAGUGCUUUUAAGAAGAUCUUCCGCACAGUGACUUCCCCAGGCUUUUUAAACAAACCAGCCAGUCCAAGACGACCAGCAGCACAUCAGCACCGGGAAAUCCCCAGCGUGUUCCGGACAGAUGAUUACUUCACAUCACUGCCAGAGCAGGGACACAGCUGAGCGCUAGAACGACGCAGCGAGGCUCUUUUCAAAAGAGGCUUUCGGGCGGAAACUGUACAGACAACUUGUACUGCCAAAUCACAUGGUGCAGUGGCCUCAAGGAAGCAAUAGUAGCCUUUAUCAAAGACUUCACAGGAAGUCAGAUAUGAGAGGACGCUUCAUUUUUGGGUGUCUUUUUUUUUUUUUUUCUGGCUGCAACAAGCACUGAACUCAUUUUAAAAGUGCCUAAAUGUCUGGCGUUCUGGAGGAGUCUCUGUAAAGAUCUGUAGCUGCAUUCAUGUGUUAAAGACCUGCACGCUUUUAUGACCUGCUUUCUAUUUAUCCUCCAACCUAGAAAUAUUGGUUUGGCCCGAUUUAUGCAUUCAAGUCUUCCAUUUUAAAAUGUCCUUUCUAGCCUUAUCUCAAUGGUUGACAGCUGCCUCACUUGUUUUGGGCUACUACAGUACUUUGAUAGCACCUUUUUCAAGAAAAAAAAAGACAAAGUGAGCACAGACACAAAGAUUUUUAUUUUUUUCAGUGGGAUCUCAUUGCACCCUUUCACACCAAACAGAGCAGCAAUGGUACUUUAAGUAUUUGCCAGAAAAGCUGGUAAACAUUUCUCAUUUCUAUGUUAGUUUUGAUUUACAUUUUUUAAAAUGAUAAUAAAAAUGUAUUUAAGACCUUU